UUUUUUUUACCUAGGAGAUCUUGGGCCUUUCUUUCUUUUUGUUUGUUUUCUAUUUCAAUCUAAUACUUAGUAGAACAUGGCGGCUAUCAAUGACAAGGUUUAUCAAAAAGUACGUGAAAAGGCAAAGGAACAUCACUUGACAGAACAAGAAAUCAAUGUGAUUGAUAAGGCAAGACAACAACUCAAUUCUCAUACUUCUAUGGGUGGGUUUGUUGGUGCUAGUACCGCUUUUCUUAUUGGUAAACGAAAGAAAUUCAAUCCUAUACAACUUCUUGCUCUUGCAGGUGGUGGUUUUUUGAUGGGAUCUCAAGUAGGUUUGAUAUCAGGGGCUCUUGCUGGUGUAAAUACAAUCAAGACUUUACCUAAUCCACAAAGACUAGUGAAUGUGAUUAGAGAAGUACAACUAGAAACAGUGAACGAAAAAGUUGGAUCAUCAUCACCUAAUACACUUCAUCCUAAACCUAUACAACAUACUACAUCAUCAUAUUCAUCCAUGUCAUCACAUCAGCAAUCACAAGUGGAUGAUUCAUUUGCAUCAGAAGAUUUAGCAUUACAUGGUGAUUACACUAAAGGAGGGUCAGAAUUCCAGACAGAUAGAGCUGUACAAUUACAACAAGAAAAUGGAUGGCAAACAAAUACAAAUCAACAACAGCAAUCAUCAGUAUAUAAUCAACUACGACAACAACCACAAACGAAACAACCUAGUAAAUGGGAUGAAAUCCGAUCAGGAAAUUUACCAAAUACAGCAUGGGCAAAAAUUCGUCAGGAAGCAGCAGAACGUCGAACCGAUGCUAAAAGUAUUGAACAAGCCAAGGCCAACCGUGUAGCUCAAUUGAAAGAACGUGAAGCUGGAUUUGAUGAUCUUCCUCGUACUAGAGAAGAAGCCGAACGACGAAUAUCAGGAAGACGAAAUCAAUGGGGAGAUAUGAUCAGUUAGAAUAAACUUGUAGAUUAGAAUUACCUUUUUGUAUAUCAUUCCUUCUUUAUAUAUAUAUAUAUAUAUAUAUAUAUUUAUGAUGAUUUGUUUCCCGUCCUUUUUAUAUUUUUGUAUAUUUGUAUGAACAUUAAUAAUAAAGAAAAAAAAAAGACAAG
Molecule: messenger RNA, 1092 nt
Organism: Halteromyces radiatus
Lineage: Eukaryota; Fungi; Mucoromycota; Mucoromycetes; Mucorales; Cunninghamellaceae
Exons: 5
Coding region: 77-937 (286 amino acids)
Source: RefSeq, a predicted model, not a curated record